Molecule: messenger RNA, 615 nt
Organism: Elgaria multicarinata webbii
Lineage: Eukaryota; Metazoa; Chordata; Lepidosauria; Squamata; Anguidae
Gene: NXNL2
Product: nucleoredoxin like 2
Exons: 2
Coding region: 4-474 (156 amino acids)
Biological process (GO): photoreceptor cell maintenance; sensory perception of smell; visual perception
Source: RefSeq, a predicted model, not a curated record
AGGAUGGUGGACGUGUUCAGCGGGCGACUGCUGAUCAGCAGGGACGGUCGCGCCGUGGAGCCCGAGCAAGCCCUGGAGAACAAGAUCGUGGGCUUGUACUUCUCGGCCGCGUGGUGCUCUCUCUGCCGGGACUUCACGCCCACCCUGUGCGACUUCUACAGCGAGUUGGUGGAGGACGCGAACCCGGCCGCCCCUUUCGAGAUCGUGUUCAUCUCCUCCGACCGCAGCCCCGAAGAGAUGGUGGACUACAUGCACAACAUGCACGGGGACUGGCUGGCGCUGCCCUUCCACGACCCCUUGAAGCAUGAGUUGAAGAAGAAAUACAACAUCACAGCCAUUCCUAAACUUGUGAUUGUUAAACAAACUGGAGAAGUCAUUACUGAUAAAGGAAGAAAACAGAUACGGGAGAGAGGGCUCAAUUGCUUCCGAAACUGGCUUGAAGGGGCAAAUGUCUUUCAGAAUUUCUGUAGCUGAACUAAGGUGGGGUUUACAGUUAAGAUAGCUUUGAUACGCCUUUUAUAUCUCUAUAGAGUUCCCAUUAUCACAAGUAGGGUAGAAUGGCACUCUCCUUGUUCUAGUAAUGUUUUUGCUUUAUUUCAAAUUCUGUGCAGUUGG